AUGGCGUUGAGGGGCUUGGUGGCACUAGCGCUGCUUGUCCUAAUUAGCCGCUUCUCCUCUUGUUACCUCCCCCCUACUCCAUCCUCCCAUGGCUUCAUUCAGUGCCUCACAGAGAAUAUACCUAGCGAGCUCAUCUUCACGCCGGGCUCUCGUAACUUCACCGGCGUGCUCGUGUCCACCAUCCGGAACUCGAGGUUCUUAUCAGCCAACACCGCGAUUUGCAUCGUCACCGUGACAGAUGCCUCCCACGUGCAGGCCGCCGUCCGGUGUGGCCGCGCCAACGGCGUCCGCCUCCGCGUGCGCAGCGGCGGGCACGACUACGAGGGCCUGUCGUACCGGUCGGUGCGGCCUGAGACGUUCGCGGUGGUGGACCUGGCCGACCUCCGCGCCAUCACCAUCACCACCGACGGCGAGCACUGGGCGUGGGUCGACUCCGGCGCCACGGUCGGCGAGCUCUACCACACCAUCGGCAAGCACAGCACGGAGCUCGCGUUCCCGGCCGGCGUGUGCCCAACGCUCGGCAUCGGAGGCCACUUGAGCGGUGGCGGGAUCGGCUCGAUGAUGCGCAAGUACGGGCUCUCCGUCGACAACGUCGUCGACGCCAAGCUGGUCGACGCCAGCGGGGACCUCCUCGGCAGCAGGGCGGCCAUGGGAGAGGACCUGUUCUGGGCCAUCCGAGGCGGCGGGGGCGAGAGCUUCGGCGUCGUCGUGUCAUGGAAGCUGAGGCUCGUCAAGGUCCCGUCCACGGUGACAGUGCUUCGCAUCUCCAGGACGCUAGAGCAGGGCGCCGUCGAUGCCGUGACCAAGUGGCAGCACGUCGCGCCGACCCUGCCCGACGGCAUCAACAUGGAGGUCCUCGUGCAGGGCCGGCAGGCCGUGUUCCAGUCCCUGUACCUGGGCGCGUGCCACCACAUCCUGCCCACCCUCGCGUCCCGCCUCCCGGAGCUGAACGCGACGGCGGCCGACUGCAACGAGAUGACCUGGCUCGAAUCGGCGGCGUUCAUCAACUUCGGCAACACCAACACGACGGCGCUCCUGGACCGGAGCACCGGCCGCCUCGACAGCUUCUUCAAGAACAAGUCCGACUACGUCCGGCGCGCCGUUGCCAGGGGUGUCUGGCUGGAGAUAUUCACCAACUGGCUCUCGACGAACGGCUCCGGGCUCCUGAUCCUGGAGCCCCACGGCGGGCUCGUCGGCUCGAUCCCCGCCGGGGCGACGCCGUACCCGCACAGGAGUGGCGUGCUGUACAACAUCCAGUACGUCGCGUCCUGGUCCGCCGGCGAUGGCAGCUCGGCGGCCAUGAACUGGGUCCACAGCUUGUACGACUUCAUGGGGCAGCACGUGAGCAAGAGCCCCAGGGAGGCGUAUGCCAACUUCCGGGACCUGGACAUUGGCGAGAACAAGGUGGUGAAGGAUGUCAGCACGUUCCACAACGCUACGGUGUGGGGCCACAAGUACUUCGGCAGCAACUUCCAGAGGCUCGCGACGGUGAAGGGGAAGGUGGAUCCCACCGACUACUUCAGGAACGAACAGAGCAUCCCGCCACUCGUGCGAGGAAGAAGGGGGAGGCUUGAACUGGCGCCUGCGAGGAGGCGCCGUGGUUGCUGGUGGGCGCAGGGAGAAGAGGCGGCGACUGGGUUAGGGCUGAGAGAGAGAGACGCAAGGGUUGGGAAAGGCCCCGUGAGGCCAACUGAGAUUGAUUCUCAGCCUAAUCCUUUUCCAAUCCAGAGUGCAGGUAUUUAACUUACAAUUGUCUCAAACUAUAGAAAUUAAUUGACAU
Panicum virgatum (switchgrass) is the source of this 1780-nucleotide messenger RNA. RefSeq names its product berberine bridge enzyme-like Cyn d 4. The transcript has 2 exons. Gene Ontology annotation, molecular function: oxidoreductase activity; FAD binding. The record is from RefSeq and is a predicted model, not a curated record. Bases 1 to 1743 code for a protein of 580 amino acids. NCBI's taxonomy places the organism in Eukaryota, Viridiplantae, Streptophyta, Magnoliopsida, Poales, Poaceae.